AUGUCCUUUUCUUGCAGACCAGUCACAACUUCCCGUACAUCUUUGCCACUAUGGAUAAUUAUCCUUAUUGUGUUUGGAGUGUUGGCAAUCCUGGGAAUAAUUAUUGGUCUCCUGGUUCAUUUUCUGGUAGUAGAAAACACAGUCUACUACUACCAAGGUAACUUUAAGGUUCUGGAUAUCCCAUAUAAUAGAAAUUAUGAAAAAGAGACAUCAUCAGAAAAUAACUAUCUUAGCACAAUUCUUGAGACUAAGAUGGCUGAUGCAUUUCAGAGUUCUGACAUUUACAAACAAUAUCUCAAUUCUCAAGUUAUCACACUGGUUCCUGAUAGCAACAGCGUGACAGCACAUAUAUUGCUGAUGUUCAAGGCUUCCAGAUCAAUGAAGGAAAACACAAGAAGAAGAAUUGAAAGCAUCUUACGGCAGAUGCUCAGUAACAACUCAGGAUCCUUGACUACAGAUCCUAAUUCUCUUAGGCUUGUGGAAACCAGUAAGGUUGAUACUGAAAGGAUUAUCAACAGCCGCUGUGGGAGACGAGCAAGGAUAUCAGCUACAUAUGAUAGAGUCAAGGGAGGUUCCAAUGUUCGCGAAGGAGAAUGGCCCUGGCAAGCAAGUCUCAAAGUAAAUGGCCGACACUACUGUGGGGCAUCUUUGAUCAGUGACAGAUACCUGGUGACUGCAGCUCACUGCUUUCAAAAGACACUAAAUCCAAAAAACUAUACUAUCAGCUUUGGCACCAAAGUAACUCCCCCCUAUAUGCAACAUUAUAUUCAACAAAUUAUUAUUCAUGAAGACUACAUUCCAGGCGAACAUCAUGAUGACAUUGCAGUUGUCCUUCUCACUGAAAAAGUUUUAUUUAAGAAUGAUGUCCAUCGAGUUUGUCUUCCUGAAGCCACACAAGUUUUUCUACCAGGUGAAGGCGUUGUUGUUACAGGAUGGGGAGCACUUUCAUAUAAUGGUAAAUACCCAACAAUACUUCAGAAAGCACCUGUGAAGAUUAUCGAUACAAAAACUUGUAAUUCUAGGGAAGCAUACAAUGGUAUGGUGCAGGACACGAUGCUAUGCGCUGGGUACAUGGAAGGAAAUAUUGAUGCUUGCCAGGGUGACUCUGGAGGACCACUGGUUUAUCCCAAUUCUCGACAUAUUUGGUACCUUGUUGGAAUAGUGAGCUGGGGUGUAGAAUGUGGUAAAAUCAACAAGCCAGGUGUCUAUGUGCGAGUGACCGCCUACCGCAACUGGAUUGCCUCCAAGACUGGUAUUUAAGAGAAAAGCAUCUUGUAGAAA
Messenger RNA from Eptesicus fuscus (big brown bat), 1281 nucleotides. Its product is annotated as transmembrane protease serine 11B-like protein. Gene Ontology annotation, biological process: proteolysis. Lineage: Eukaryota; Metazoa; Chordata; Mammalia; Chiroptera; Vespertilionidae. The record is from RefSeq and is a predicted model, not a curated record. Bases 1 to 1260 code for a protein of 419 amino acids. The transcript has 9 exons. Gene Ontology annotation, cellular component: extracellular region; plasma membrane. Gene Ontology annotation, molecular function: serine-type endopeptidase activity.